AUGAGUGGAUCAGGCCGUCCAACAUACAGAACAAGGAAGUAUUCAGAUGAUCCUGCAAAGGCAUAUUUACCUACAUCUCAUCAAAUGGCAAGAUCCCUUCCUGGCCAUAUGAAAUUGAAAUAUAGACAAAAAAAAUUAUUAAACAAAGAAGAAAUGCUUUCCAAAUUGAAUGAAGCUAAAAUAGAAUCAACAUCCCUUAAAGAAGUUGAAGAUUAUGCUGAUGUUGAUGCAGAUUCUGAUUCCGAAUCAAUUGAUUCAAGUUCCAGUUCAAGUGAUGAAGACGAAGAUCAAGCAAUUCUUCAAGAGCUUGCGAGACUAAAGAAAGAACGUGCAGAGGAAGAAGAAAGAAAAGCUCAGCAAUUACAAGCUCAACAACAAGAACAAUUAACACAAAAUCCAUUACUCAAUCCUGAUUAUUCUAUGAAACUUGAUUGGAGAGACGAAACUGUAUUCAGAAAUCAACAAAUGAACGCUCCUCAACAAACCAACGAUCAUAUCAACGAUCCUGUUAGAAAUGAGUAUCAUAAGAGAUUCAUGAGGAGAUUUGUGCGAUCAUAA
This is a messenger RNA of Trichomonas vaginalis G3, 558 nucleotides long. Its product is annotated as mRNA splicing, via spliceosome. Gene Ontology annotation, biological process: mRNA cis splicing, via spliceosome. Gene Ontology annotation, molecular function: RNA binding. The record is from RefSeq and is a predicted model, not a curated record. Lineage: Eukaryota; Parabasalia; Trichomonadida; Trichomonadidae. Gene Ontology annotation, cellular component: catalytic step 2 spliceosome. The coding region runs from base 1 to 558 and encodes 185 amino acids. The transcript has a single exon.